ACGUGUUUGAGCGUCGUUUGUUAACGUCGUCUCGCUCUCUGUAUGUGUGUGCGUGAGUGUGUGUCUGCAGCAGCAGCACUUCCGCUCUGAGAGACACGCGCGUCCACGGACACACACCGACACAAAGAGAGAUCGGGAUGUCGGAUGAGGACUCGCGUGCCAGCUCUAGUUCAUCCUCCUCUUCCUCAUCUUCCUCCACCCAUCAGCAGCAGGAGAAAGACACACCUGGGAAAAAGAGAGAUAACAAAGCCAACAUGAGCAAGACCUCCAAACUCCUCUCCACCAGCGCCAAGAGGAUUCAGAAAGAGCUGGCUGACAUCAUGUUGGACCCGCCACCAAACUGCAGUGCGGGUCCUAAAGGAGACAACAUCUACGAGUGGAGGUCCACUAUCCUGGGUCCUCCAGGUUCAGUGUAUGAGGGAGGAGUGUUCUUCCUGGACAUCGCUUUCACACCAGACUAUCCCUUCAAACCACCCAAGGUGACGUUUCGCACGAGAAUCUACCACUGCAACAUCAACAGUCAGGGCGUUAUCUGUCUGGACAUCCUGAAGGACAACUGGAGCCCGGCGCUCACCAUCUCCAAAGUGCUGCUGUCCAUCUGCUCUCUUCUCACAGACUGUAACCCUGCUGAUCCUCUGGUAGGAAGCAUCGCCACGCAGUACACAACCAACAGACCAGAGCACGACAGGAUAGCCAAACAGUGGACCAAACGCUACGCCACAUAAUUUCCUCCGGCCGCAGAGCGCCGCUGCCAGCCGGACAUCUGUGGGAAGGGGGUGGGAUGGGAUGGGAUGGGAUAGGAAAGAGCUGUAAGAGAAAAUGGGGGGGAUGGGGAUCCAUAGGGUAGAGAUACAGGGUGGAUUUUAUGAUGGAAUUUAAAUUCCCAUUUCAAUUGUUUUCUUUCCCUACAUUUUUUUUUGUUGUGUUUACUUCCCUUGGCUCAAGUAGCAUCAUGAUUUGACAGAAAUGGAUCUUAAUGUGUGUUUUCUUUGCCUUCCUGUUGUAAAUUGGUUUUAUUUGGAGCUUCUUCAUUCUUGUCAAAUGAAGUCACAGCAUGAGCCUAUGGCAAGAUUGUUCCAUGUAUGUAUUUUCCCCACCAAUAUUAAAGUUGACGUUGGUGUA
Labeo rohita (rohu) is the source of this 1122-nucleotide messenger RNA. RefSeq names its product ubiquitin-conjugating enzyme E2E 1 (gene ube2e1). The record is from RefSeq and is a predicted model, not a curated record. Gene Ontology annotation, molecular function: ubiquitin conjugating enzyme activity. Lineage: Eukaryota; Metazoa; Chordata; Actinopteri; Cypriniformes; Cyprinidae. Gene Ontology annotation, biological process: protein polyubiquitination. The transcript is spliced from 6 exons. Bases 138 to 725 code for a protein of 195 amino acids. Gene Ontology annotation, cellular component: nucleus.